AGUAGUGACUAACCUGUGCCUUAAAAGAGUAUAGUUACAAUUUACGGAAGAGAAAACCUAAAAGGGCGUAAAAAGAAAAGAAAAGUAAAGGCGUCAUCUUUAAAUAAUUGAAGAUAGAUCUCAGUAUUUUCAAAUGUUGAAUUUUUUUCGUAACUUGUUCCGUUCGAAACAUUCAAAAUCUCAGAAGAAAUCGUCGAAAAAGGAGAAAGCGAAUGAGGAACAAGACGAUGGAAUACAUGCUGUGUUCACGCCAUUCGAUCCAGAUCAGGCUAUUGGUAUUGGAGGUAAUCUCGAUGAUAUAAGAAAUACAGAAUUGCUUGAAAAUCGUGCUCAUAAAGAUAGAUCAAAAAUUCGGCAAAAAGUUAGACCUCCUACAUUUCUUCAUAAUCGUCAGGCUGUGGUGUUGAAAAAUGAAAGAAUUGGUAAUGAAUCUACAGUUGAGACUACUAAAACUGACUCCAAAUCGUUACCUGAAAAUUCUUUAGUUAAGGAAGAAAGUAAUAAAGAAAUAGAACCUAAUACAAACUUGCAAGAAUUAGGUUCAAAGUCACAUUCUCCGGUGAACUCUGUAAUUGAGGAGCAGACAAAGGCUGACGAAAGUGGCAAUAGAAAGGAGGACAAUACUGAUGAUGAUAGUAACUCUGACGAUAAAGGGAGAAAAUCCUUCUCCGAGAAUAAUGAUCCUAUUCCUGUCGUCAACACUUCUGUCAUCCUGCUUGCCGAAGAUGUGCACAAAGAAGAAGAUAGAAUUCAUGAACAAAAUGUUACAAGUAUAACAGUUGAAGAAAAAAUUAUAAAUCAGAUCGAUGAAAAGGAAAGUACACAAGAGUCAGGCCCUACUGUUGUUGCAAUUGACGUUUACGAAAGAAAAGAGACCUUAUCUACCAGUGAGGAUGAGAAGUCUGUAGCUGAAGUUGAGCCUGAGAAAGAGAGUGAGACUGAAGCGCCAACGCCAGUUCUCGAUCAAGCUAGUACGAACACAAUUGAAAUAAGUUCCAGUAGAACCUCUGAGAUCCAACAACCUAACAAUACUGUCUAUGAUAAUAUCACAAUUAAACAGCCGGUUACGAAAGCUCCUUCAUUUUCCCAAAAAUCUAGGCAAAUGGAAUCUACCGUUGAACUAAGAGAACCAAAAUCUUCAAUGUUUAAUCAAGAGGAAGAACAGCAUGAAGAUAACUCUGAGCCCGUUGUUAGAUAUAGAGAGAAGUCUGUUGUAAAAAGUUCAGUUGAAGAAGAGCCUGAUACCGAGAAGCCAGCUUGGGUAGCUAUGGCUUUGAAAAGGUCUUCAAUUUGGAAAGAUCCCGACGAAGAGUCAUCCGCUGUUAACCCUUCAAAAGACGAAAAUGUUGAAAAUAAACCACCUAAUGUGGAGAGUUCCGAAAAUAAGCCAAGAACGAAACCUGCAAUUAAUAAACCUAAACCCUCUUUUAUACCGAAAGAUACAGCAGAAGAGCCCCUCUUUCAAAAGAAUCAAGGAGCAGAUAUAGUGAAACCUAGUGAUCUUCGAAAAACAAAAUCUAUAAAAGCGGCAGCGUCUCCGAGAUUAAAUCGUCAGAGUGCACCAGCGGUUGAAAGGCCGUUGGAAGAAAAUUCUACCGAGACAAACGCUAAACAAACGGGAAAACCUUCCAGGGUUUCUAGUUUAACUAAAAAGUGGGAAAGUGUUCGAUAA
Dimorphilus gyrociliatus is the source of this 1672-nucleotide messenger RNA. The record is from the annotation of a GenBank genome assembly. Lineage: Eukaryota; Metazoa; Annelida; Polychaeta; Dinophilidae.